AUGAGAAGUUCUUCUCCCGAAAACUCUGAAACCGAGCGGAGAAGUGCAACCGUGUGCCUCUUAUGCAGACAACGCAAGACGAAAUGUGAUCGCGUCUUACCACGAUGUGGGUUCUGUGUCAAGGCCAAAGCAGAGUGCCAAUAUGCGACAAGGCCAAAGAAACGAGGCCUUCGGGCUGGCUAUGUUUCUGAGUUAGAGACUCGAAUCGAAUCACUUGAGAAACAACUCGCUAGCAUCAAGCAACAAGAGCAACAGCAACAGCAACAGCGGCCACCGUCACUCGAGUUCGCAGCCGCAGCCAUGCCAGCAUCGACACCAACGUUGACACCGACAUCGAUACAAGUUUCACUGGCGACACCGACUCCUGAUUUGACGCACAUGACACCCACGUCAGCCGGAGCAACAGCUGCACCACAACCACCCUUUGCGUCCCCAGCCGUCUCGAUACCUAGCUCGGUCCGACAUCAGCUGUACAAACACAGCGACUCUGACGCCGCGGUGGCUGACCUCUCAACCUUCCCACACGAGUACAUGCACACUCUAGUUGACCUCUGGUUCAAAGAGAGCCAACCGUGGGUUCCGAUCCUGAGUCGGAACUACAUCCAAGCAGCGCUGGAAGACCUACCUCAUCCGCUGACGUAUAUUCCCGACGUGGUCUUGAAGGCCGUGAUAGCCCUCCAGGUCAAUUAUUCCAGCCAAGCAAUCUGUCUAGGUUAUCACGGGAGAUACCGACUCUCUCAACACCUACGCUCAGAAGUGAUCAAUGAAGCAUUCUCGAAACCGUCACUCACCUCCCUCCAAGCUCUCCUGAUCAUCGCCAUUCUCGAUUACGGAAGCGACAACAUCCCCAGCACAUUCUCCCUCCUGUCCGUCUGCAGACGCAUGUGCGAGAACAUCGGUCUGUUUCGCAAACUCCUCAACCAGAUGGCUCUGCAGGCGCCGGCCCAGAUCGGACCCCCCGCAGUGGGCUCGAACACGGGUGACGAGCUGGCGAUACCGUUGACGUGGGCGACGGUCGCCAUGGACUCGGUUGCGACGCUGGGGGUCUCAUGGCGCGACGUGUCCGCCGCACUGGUCGACCACUUGGCCAGCGUGGCGUCCGUUUCUACACCCGACCUUCGAGACAGCUUCAAGACGCACACGCACCUGUGCGCCAUCGGACUCCAACCCUUGCACGCCUUCAUCCACGAGCACGAGAAGGGCAUGUAUGACGGACGCAUGGCCGAUGCGUAUGCCACGUGUGACGAAUUUUACAACAACCUGAUGUCCUAUGUGCGGAGUCAGAACAGUACGCACUACACACUCCUCGCGGACGGACUGAUCGACUUCGACCCGAAUCUCGUGCUGACGGUGAUACUGGCUCACUCCAGUGUGGUUCUAGCGUACUCGCGUCUGGUCGAGUUUCCCGUACAGGGACAGCCCGUCAGCGAUGGGGCCGGGGUGCCGCUUCAGAGGUGUCUCCAGGCGUGCGAGGACAUUGUCGUCGCGCUGCGGAGUAUUUCCGACGCCGACGCCGAGUUCAGUUCGCCUCUGCUGGUCAGUGUGUUGUUUUGCGCCGUCAGGUUUAAACUCAUCGCCUACCGAGCCAUGGGCGAGAGUCGAGAGCCCAUGUUCGACGGGCUCAUGCAUUCCAUCAACAUGUGCGGGAGACGUUGGGCGGUCGCGAGAAGGCAUGACAUUGUGCUACGUGCGGCCAUUGUGGAAUUGGAUUGGGCCGUUGGACUGGCCAACAUAGGCGCCAAGGGAAUGCCGGCGCAAGUGCCUGCUAGUUUUUGGGAUGUAAGAAAGACUCACUCGGAUAUUUCGGAGGAGCUGAAGGAGUGGGUGGAUGGGUACAAGCCUGCAUUGCAUGUUGGUGCAUUGAAUGGACCGUAUGAAUGGGUUUCAUCUUCUUCUUUAACAACAAGUAUUGGCCGUUGA
Messenger RNA from Exophiala spinifera, 1920 nucleotides. RefSeq lists its product as uncharacterized. The record is from RefSeq and is a predicted model, not a curated record. The transcript has 3 exons. Gene Ontology annotation, cellular component: nucleus. The coding region runs from base 1 to 1920 and encodes 639 amino acids. Lineage: Eukaryota; Fungi; Ascomycota; Eurotiomycetes; Chaetothyriales; Herpotrichiellaceae. Gene Ontology annotation, biological process: DNA-templated transcription; regulation of DNA-templated transcription. Gene Ontology annotation, molecular function: DNA-binding transcription factor activity, RNA polymerase II-specific; zinc ion binding; DNA binding.